UAUGCAACAGCAAUAAUAAUGUAUAAUUGUUCCUACUACUUGAUGUGUAUUGUUUCACUUAAAAAUCGUCUAAAUACUGUAAAAUAUAUACAAGCAAACACAAACAUAUAAUGAGUAUAACGAUGUACUCUACAAUUUUAUGUAAAAAAAUUUUGUCCGGUUCACUCUUACAUGACCUGAGUAGAUCGCUAAAUGUUGACGCGAUCAGUGCGCUAAGCAAUAGUUCUUUCGGUGCCAAACUCUUCAGCCACAACACAAACAGCAUAGGAGUUCAUACUAACAAAGGACAGUCACAACAGUCGUUUUUGCGUCCAGGAUCCAACAGCAACAGUUGCACGACGUCAAUCAACAUCCACCGACAUUAUUGCAGCAAGAAAUACAGUCCGUUUCCAGAAGUACCAGAAUUUCCACCAAUUGUUUGGCCCAAUGUGUUCAAGUCCUUCAAAGCUCUGCUAUAUUCAUAUCUAAUAAUCAAACCACAAUUUGACAAAGACUUCAGUCUUGGAGAGUUUGCCAAAAACUCCCGAAAGGCAGUUGAAGUAGUGUCCAAUUGUAUUUCCAAACGUGAUUUCUCCACAUUACAGGGACUGGUCACUAACGAUGUGCUAGAACAGGUGAAAUUGAUUGUAUCAGAUCUCAGUGAUAAUGAAAUAAAAGACAUGGCAUUUGAUAAUGAUGACAUGUAUUUAUUUUUACCAGUACAAUUAGAUAUUAUUAAUGACACAAAGUUUAAAGAUCGGCGUUUUGUUGAAAUUACAAUGUGCUAUCACGCAAUUCAUAAUUUAGAAGAGAUCAAAAAAAGAUCUGAAGAAAUAGUAGACAUACAAAAAGAAUUAAAGAGUAAUAUAUUUGUAUUGAACUAUAGAUUUAUUAGAGAAUAUACAGAAGGAGUCAAAGAUGCAUGGACUAUAAAUGCAAUCAAUCAUUUAAAAGCUGAAGAACACGAUAAGACAAUUUUAUAAAUAGAAUUAUACCAUAUUAUAGUAACUAAAUACCUUUAAAUUUAGAUUUCAUACUAUAUAAUUUUUAAUAAUUAAAUAAUGUUUAUUAACAUAUUGCUAUCUCACUUAUUAUACCCAAUAUGCAUUUGAUAUGUUAAUCAUUUGAAUUUGAGAUUGAAAUGUAUUAUUUUUUAAAUACCAUUAGUGACAUUUUAACACAAACUUUAGAUCAGCAUAUUUUCAGUCUUU
Melanaphis sacchari is the source of this 1190-nucleotide messenger RNA. RefSeq lists its product as uncharacterized. Lineage: Eukaryota; Metazoa; Arthropoda; Insecta; Hemiptera; Aphididae. Bases 111 to 962 code for a protein of 283 amino acids. The record is from RefSeq and is a predicted model, not a curated record. Gene Ontology annotation, biological process: inner mitochondrial membrane organization; protein insertion into mitochondrial inner membrane from matrix. Gene Ontology annotation, molecular function: ribosome binding. The transcript has 3 exons. Gene Ontology annotation, cellular component: mitochondrial inner membrane.